Messenger RNA from Scylla paramamosain (green mud crab), 2438 nucleotides. RefSeq lists its product as uncharacterized. Lineage: Eukaryota; Metazoa; Arthropoda; Malacostraca; Decapoda; Portunidae. The transcript is spliced from 10 exons. The coding region runs from base 262 to 609 and encodes 115 amino acids. The record is from RefSeq and is a predicted model, not a curated record.
CUGGUCCUGGAUUUCCGUGACUGGUGGAGCUACAAGGUGUGGCUGAAGUGGCCGGUCCUCGCGUCCUCCCUCGCCGCUUCCCUCACGCUUGGUCGCGACAGUCACACACUGCUGGGCGAGUCAGACCGUGUGGGGGUGACGUGGGAAGUGAAGAAAGUGGACGAGUUUCUGGGUGAGGACGCCGGAAAGGUGGUGGCGCGGGUGGUAGCGCGACACACCCCUGCUGGCUUGGUGGUGACCUUCCACGCCGACACCGCCAGCAUGCAGGAGCUCCACGAUACCGUCACUGCCGUCCUUGCUCAGGCCAUGGAGAGCCCUGACCUGUGUGGCGAGGUGCCUGACCACGCCACGCUUCUGAAGUUCCUGCACGACUUCCUUGGACAGUCACCGGCGAGUCUCUGGGCGGAUCUGCUGCAGGAAGUCCGUCGCCUGCUGCUGGGAUCUGACACCGAGGCAGACUUACAUCACCUGCUGGAAGUUUUCAGGGAGGAAAUGGGGACAGCAGAAGGCGUAGGAUUGUGGGAGGCAGUAUGGACGAUGCUGGAGCGGGCGGGGCUGCUGCGCCCGCGGCGAGGAGGUGGAGGUGGUGGUGCCCUCCGAGUGGAUUAGGCUGGCGCAGGGGUGGUUCACUUGGGCUGUCAUGGGAGGCGGCGGGCAGUGCGAAGGCAACACACUGAUGGUUAACCUGGUGGAUGCGCUGGCGGAGACCCUGAGGCGAAGUGGCAGCGGGCAAGCAACCUUUUGACCCACCAGUCAGACAAACUUUUAUGUUCGUUCUGAAGGCAAAUCAAAAGCAGGAAUUUGUUACCAAAACCAUAAAUAAAUGACGUCAUCGUACAUCUGGCAUCCAUUCGUGUAGCUGCUAUACAACACUAUAUUGUUUAUUUAUUUAUUUUUUUACUUUGUGUUGAUUAAUUGCUUGCUUAUUCUUAGAAAAUAUGUAGGCGAUAAUAUCAACAUAAAUUAUAUACAUGUAUUCAUUUCAUUGGGACUAUUCACUCCUGUUGCUACGUUCUCAUGUUCGUUUGUAUUGAAAAAUGUUGCCUUAAUUAUCAAUACACCCAACCAUCAAUAAUUAUUAUAGUAAUAUCAAAAUAAAAUGUUCAUUGUUAAAUACUGGAUCAAAAUAAAGCCAAUCAGGGACCUCGACACUUGCUUUACCAUUUACGUAAGAAAGAAAACCCCGUUGAAAAAGCAGAAUCAACUGGACUUCCGCGGGAAACUACAACAAUCAUCAUCAGUCCACUGCCAUUUCCUCCGCGUAAAAGCAAUGCAAGAUGUGCUACCUCGUUUUGGAGGUGUUUUCAGGACACAGGGAAGGAAGAUGAAACCUGACUAUCUUGCACCUCAAAGACUCAAAACAGACCAGCACCACCACCACCACCACCACCACCACCACUACCUAACGCUGUGUCCAGGCUGGAAUGUGUGACCUCUCUGCCAGGAAUGUCACCGUCCUCUCACACUCUGACACCAAGUACCUCACAACAACACCUGCAAUACUACACCUCUGAGCCCCCCGGAGUGUGGCUACUGCGAGGCGCUGCUGGCCUUCACACUCCAUCCCCUGCGCCCUCCUGUCAUUACAUCGCCUUUCCAGCGAAGGCAUUACUGCGAUGGUUAUGCGGCUUUUGAGGGGAGUAGCAGCCGCCCAUCGCUGGGAAGGACGCGCCUCACCCUGGCGGCCCUGCUCGGUCCCUUCCACGACUCGCAGCGAGAGAGAGAGGUCGAGGUGCGGUGGUCUCGUGGCGGAAGGCUGAAGGAGGCGGUGAAGGAGUGAAGGUGUGAAGUGUGCAGCUUCCACUUCAUCAUCCCAUGAACAGCCCACAGGAAUCUCUACCAGCACCUGGUUAUUAAACAGUGUUGUCACGCCAGGCCCAAUGUACUCCAUUGCAAUCAGGGAGUCAAGCUUCACCAGGAAAAGAGGCAGAGCGUCACCACCUUCAAGCCCCACAAGAGGUAUUAAGUAUCGUUGGGACAAAGCAAUCAGGGAAGAGUCAAGUUGCAGUAAGAAGAGUGCGUCAAGAAUUUCAAGCAGGAAGAACACGUAAAAUUCCCUUCAAGUCAUGGCGGGACCGACAGGCAACCUUCAACACUUGUGGAGGCACGAGAGCUGCAGGCAGUUUCACAAAGAAGAGGUUGCUCCUCACUCAAGUUGACGCAAGGACACAAGAAUUGGCAAGUGUUGUUGCUCCCAGGCCCUGCUGCAAGAGUUCUCCAGUCCACUCCAGUCUGGGAAGGAAGAAUGUAGCAAGUCCCUCUCUUCUGUAUUCAACAACCACCACCACCACCUUCAUUCAGGCUUGGGAUAAGUUUUGUACAUUCCAGCACUUCAGUAAUAAGGAAAAAAAGUGCCAUGUUUAUAUUAUUGUUGUGUAUUUAUUCACUUAACAUUCACAUUAAAACAAUAAACAUUCAGUAUACCAUCUUGAACAUAA